Molecule: messenger RNA, 1974 nt
Organism: Gongylonema pulchrum
Lineage: Eukaryota; Metazoa; Nematoda; Chromadorea; Rhabditida; Gongylonematidae
Source: the annotation of a GenBank genome assembly
AUGUCGGCUGCCUCGUCGUCGGCUGCGCACUCGCCACAUGAAGGUAUAUCACCAGGUUCGAGUGGCUCAGCAAGCGCACCAGCUUCUGCUCAGGCAUCCGGAUCGCGUACUGCUGUGCGCUACAUGCCCUCAUUUUCGUCGGCAGUUGUGGGCCCCUCAUAUUCAACCGUCCUGAUGCAGUCCUCAGGAGCCGGUCCGACUUCAUUCGUUUUGCCAAUGGCCUCUUCGACCGUGUCCGUGUUAAAUCACCAGCAGCGAGAAAAAGUUCGUCAGUGGAUACGUAAAGAAGCGGAAUUUCUGAUCAACACAUACUUCCCGAUGUCAGCAGCCGGCGCGGACGGAGCAACAUCGUCUCUUCUCGCUCGUAUGACCACCAUAGCAGCAGCACUGGUCAGUGAUAAGGAUGUCGGAAGUGCACCGCUUACGGAAUUUAAAACAAUUUUGCUGGAGAACGAUGUCAGUGCCUUCGAAAUGAAUCACAGUGGUGUGCUUACUUCACUCUGUACAUAUCUUACCAGUACCUCCUCAUUACAUCAGCCACCUCGUAAACUUCGUUUAAAACGUUUUGCUGCAGUUUUCAUGUCUCUACAUCCAGACAAUUUGAGACCAGCCGACGAAUCGGAAUGCUGGGCUGCAUUCGAAACUUUGGUCACAAAAUUGCUCGCUUCAGUGGCUCAGCAUGAACAUUUUCAGGUCAAAGUUACAGAUAUGGGCGGAAUUUUGACAGGUAGUACUGCAGGAUCGUUGCGUGGUGCCCAAGCGUUGCGUUUCUUUCAGACUCAUCAGAUUCGUUGUAACCUGCGAAGACAUCCAAGCUGCCGCGAUUUGAAGGAAUGGAGACAUGGCCAUGGCUCUAUAAAGGAGGGGUCGUUGUCUGGAUCGACUGCCCAACCGAACCGCAUCGAAAUCCUCAUAAACGACGAAAGAGUGCCAGGGCACAUGUCAAUCCUUCAAGCACUACGUCAAUACGGACAGGUUAAUUUGGGCGAUAAUCCUGACCAGUUGGCUGUUGCGACAGGAUUAUGGGUGAAUACCCACACACUUUACUACAGGGCAGCUGCUCCAGUGCCGCCUGAUGCGUCUUCGUCAUUGCAAGAAUCAGCAGCAGCUGCAGCUUCAGGCCACAAGGCGCCCGUCACUAAAAAUGAAAAGCGAGAAAAAAGGACCAAAAUUGACGAAAAGUUGUGGAUUGAUGGAGAAGUACCAGCACGAGAAUGCCCGCUGGAUCGCUUUCUGACGGACACAUUGCCAGUUGAUAUCGACGACGCGUGCGUACCUUCCCUGGUUCUUUUGCGAUGCCUCUACGCUCUCAAUCGUUUCUGGUGGACUCUUUUUGAUGACGAGGAGUGUGUUGCUGCAGUGCAUCCUCUUUCCAGGGCUUUCCAUUCGUCAAAGCUCAAUGCUAAAGUCGGACGGCAGUUGUCGGAUUUCUUGUCCGUUGCCACCCAGCAAAUUCCAAAGUGGAUCGGUGAUUUGAUCAAGGCCGUAGCGAUGCUGGAGGUGGGAUUUGAAGGAGAAGCAGGUACUGGUUUCGGCCCCACACUUGAGUUCUACUCAACGGUUUCUCGAGAAAUUCAAAAAGCAUCGUUGCGGCUUUGGCACGGGACUGCUGUGGCCGCCGCACUGGAUGGAAAAGAUGGAUCGGUGGCAACUUACACAACAGCAAAAGCGGGCCUCUACCCAGCAGUCUGCUCGUCGCUCACAGCUAAGCAGAGGGAUGCGCGUUUGAAGAAAUUUGAAUUUAUUGGUCGCUUAUUGGCCCAGGCUUUAAUUGAUGCACGCAUGCUCGAUAUACCACUGAAUCCUGUAUUUUUUAAAUGGCUUUGUGGCGAUGAUAAAGUGUUUGGCCUGGAUGAUUUGGAAAUAUUUGAUAAGUAUCUGUAUCAGUCGUUACGGGCACUCAUUCUUACGGAUCCGGAUGACUUUAACUCUCUUGAGCAGGUUAGGUUAUUUGUCGUAAUCAAAGUAGCAUAG